Messenger RNA from Rhodotorula graminis WP1, 1207 nucleotides. RefSeq lists its product as uncharacterized. The record is from RefSeq and is a predicted model, not a curated record. Lineage: Eukaryota; Fungi; Basidiomycota; Microbotryomycetes; Sporidiobolales; Sporidiobolaceae. The transcript is spliced from 5 exons. Gene Ontology annotation, molecular function: branched-chain-amino-acid:2-oxoglutarate transaminase activity. Bases 14 to 1132 code for a protein of 372 amino acids. Gene Ontology annotation, biological process: branched-chain amino acid metabolic process.
GGUACCUGCUACGAUGGCUCCUCAAGUUGUUGCUCCUAGCGCCGAGUUCGACUGGCCCAAGCUCGCCUUCGACCUGUACCCGACGGCCGGGUUCGUCAAAUACGUGUGGAAGGAUGGCAGCUGGGGCAAGCAGGAGUGGUCCGACUCGCCCUACCUCAACAUGCACAUCAGCGCCGUCGGCAUUCAGUACGGCGCCUCGUGCUUCGAGGGCCUCAAGGCGUUCCGCCACGAGGACGGCCAGGUCAAGCUCUUCCGCCCCGACGAGAACUCGGCGCGCCUCAACCACUCGGCCGCCGCCCUGUCGAUGCCCGAGGUGCCCAAGGACCUCUUCCUCGAGGCCGUCCACACCGCCGUCGCCCGCAACCUCCAGUUCGUGCCGCCGCACGCGCCCUACGGCGCCUCGGGCUCGUGCUACGUCCGGCCGACCCUUAUCGCGACUGGCGCCGAGCUGGGCCUCGUCGCAGGUCGCGAGUUCACGUUCUUCGUCUACGUGACGCCGCUUGGCUCGCUGUACGGCAGUGCGGGCGGCAAGGCGCCGGGUGUCGACGCCGUCGUCGUGCACGACUUUGACCGCGCUGCACCCAUGGGCACCGGUACGGUCAAGGCCGGCGGCAACUACGCCCCGGUGCUCAAGUACCAGGCGCGAGCAAAGGCUCAGGGCUACGCCAUCACGCUCCACCUCGACUCGAAGACGAGGACGCAGAUCGACGAGUUCUCGACCAGCAACUUCAUCGCCAUCAAGAAGCGCGACCACGAGUCGGACAAGCCGACGCUCGUCUACCCCAAGAGCGAGAGCAUCCUCAAGUCGGUGACGGCCAAGUCGUUGAUGGACAUCGCGCGCUCGCUCGGCUGGAACGUCGACCACCGCCCGAUCGCGUUCCAGGAGGUCGUCGACGGCGGAUUCGAGGAGGUCAUGGCGUGCGGCACGGCGGCCGCCAUCACGCCCAUCCGGUCCAUCACCUACCUCAAGGACGACGGCGAGCAGGCCAAGGUCUCGAUCGGCGACGGCCAGAACGCGGGCCCGCGCACCCUCGAGCUCCUCCAGAACCUCACCGGUAUCCAGGCGGGCAACGUCGAGGGCCCGGCAGGCUGGCUCUGGCCGGCCGAGGGCGUCGACGCGGCCAAGGCGUGAGGUGGACGCGCUCUCUCGCAAAAUGCGGCGGCUCUCGAGGGGCGGGCUGCAACUUUGUUCUCGUUGCACCUCUCU